UCUUUUUAAUUUGGUGUAAAAUAGUUUUAUCUAAAAUGUUUUUAUUAGCAUCAUAUUUUCCUGUGUUUAUCGGCUAUAUAAAUGAAACUGAAAAUAAGAAAGAUGGCAGCUUCCAUGGUUUGAUUUCAGAACGUGUACAUUUUGGAUCGUGUAAAGAAAAAUAAUGAGUAAUAUUUAUAUUCAAGAACCACCAACAGAUGGAAAGGUGUUGUUGGUUACCGGGGUCGGUGAAAUUGACAUCGAGCUGUGGUCCCGGGAAGCUCCGAAGGCCUGUCGUAAUUUUGUACAGCUAUGUUUGGAAGGAUACUACAACGGUACCAUCUUCCAUCGUGUGGUGAAGGACUUCAUAAUACAAGGGGGAGACCCAACGGGGACCGGAGAAGGGGGUGAAUCUAUCUAUGGAGCACCCUUUAAGGAUGAGUUCCACAGCCGACUUCGCUUUGUGCGGCGUGGACUGGUAGCCAUGGCAAACGCAGGCCCCAACGACAACGGCAGCCAAUUUUUCUUCACCAUGGCGUCCACUCCUGAACUGCAGAACAAGCAUACCAUAUUUGGAAAGGUCGGUGGAGAUACCAUUUAUAAUGUGAUACGACUUCAGGAUGUUGAUAUUGACAGCAACGAUCGCCCCACAUACCCACUCAAGAUCAAACACACCAAGGUGCUCUCUAAUCCAUUUGAUGACAUUGUGCCCAGACUGAAGACGAUUGAAUCUGAGGAAAGUGAUUCAAAGUCGAAAAACAAGUCGAAGGGAACAAAGAACUACAGUCUUUUAUCAUUUGGUGAGGAAGCUGAGGAGGAUGAGGAAGAAGUCUCUAUGGCAGUCAAGGAUAUGAAAGGCAAAAGUAAGAGUAGCCAUGACCUUACAGAUGACCCUAAGUUGAGUUCACAGCCUGCUGUAUCGUCAGAGGAUAAAAAGAGGAAGAUGGACAGUGAUGAUGACAGUGAGGAGGAG
Molecule: messenger RNA, 952 nt
Organism: Mizuhopecten yessoensis (Yesso scallop)
Lineage: Eukaryota; Metazoa; Mollusca; Bivalvia; Pectinida; Pectinidae
Product: peptidyl-prolyl cis-trans isomerase CWC27 homolog
Exons: 7
Biological process (GO): protein folding; protein peptidyl-prolyl isomerization
Cellular component (GO): catalytic step 2 spliceosome
Molecular function (GO): peptidyl-prolyl cis-trans isomerase activity
Source: RefSeq, a predicted model, not a curated record